Helicoverpa armigera (cotton bollworm) is the source of this 863-nucleotide messenger RNA. It is a transcript of the gene CPG6, whose product is annotated as keratin-associated protein 19-2. Lineage: Eukaryota; Metazoa; Arthropoda; Insecta; Lepidoptera; Noctuidae. The record is from RefSeq and is a predicted model, not a curated record. The transcript has 4 exons. Bases 68 to 550 code for a protein of 160 amino acids.
GGUGAGUAUAUAAACUGGCUGCGCGGGAGUCGGUCAUCAGUUGUAGCUGUGAAAUUUUGUAGCCAACAUGAAAUUCUUGAUUGUCCUAGCCGUAGCCAUGGUGGCGGUCUCCGCCGAGGAAGCCGCGAAGAAGACGGAGAAGCGAGGCCUCUCCGGCCUCGGGUAUGGCGGCCUCGGAUACAGCGGCGUCGGGUAUGACGGCGGCCUCGGAUACGGUGGGCUCGGAUACGGAGGACUCGGAUAUGGCGGAUACGCAGCUGCACCAGUAGCAGUGAGCAAGGUGGCGUACACCACUGCUCACGGCGCCGGGUACGGCGGUUACGGCGGAUACGGCGGAUAUGGCGGAUACAGCGGCCUCGGCGGAUACGGAGGCCUUAGCGGUUAUGGCGGUCUUGGUUACGGCCAUGGUGGUUACUACAGCGCUCCCGCAGUGUCCUACGCCAACCAGGUAGCCUAUGGCGGUUACGGCGGAUACGGAGGCCACGGACUUGGAUACGGCGGUCACGGCCUCGGAUACGGAGGCGGUCUCGGAUAUUACGGACAUCACUAAACUGACCUCAUCACUUACAAAAUUGUGUUCAAAUUCUGUAAUUUUUUUCUUCAACUUUUUUUUAAAUACUCGGAGCAAUGGACUUUGGGUUUUUUUAUUAUUAUUGUAACUUUUUUAAACUGUGAUUUAUUUGGGAUGUGAUAUUUUAUUAUGUCUUGAUAUUUAUGAUUGUUGGAGGAAAUAAAACCCUGAGUCUGUUGUUUGAAUAUAAUAAAAAUAACGAUGCAGUGAGCUAAUGCUUGCUAAUUUUUGUACAACGAAAUAUUGCCUGAGAGUCUUUGUAAAUAUCUUAAUAAAAUACUUAUAAAAUCAA